Molecule: messenger RNA, 858 nt
Organism: Nyctereutes procyonoides (raccoon dog)
Lineage: Eukaryota; Metazoa; Chordata; Mammalia; Carnivora; Canidae
Gene: STAR
Product: steroidogenic acute regulatory protein
Exons: 7
Coding region: 1-858 (285 amino acids)
Biological process (GO): intracellular cholesterol transport; regulation of steroid biosynthetic process; steroid biosynthetic process
Cellular component (GO): mitochondrial intermembrane space; mitochondrion
Molecular function (GO): cholesterol binding; cholesterol transfer activity
Source: RefSeq, a predicted model, not a curated record
AUGCUUCUAGCCACGUUUAAGCUGUGUGCAGGGAGCUCCUACAGACACGUGCGCAACAUGAAGGGCCUGAGGCACCAGGCUAUGCUGGCCAUCGGCCAGGAGCUGAACCGGAGGGCGCUGGGGGGCCCAACCCCAGGUGCGUGGAUUAACCAGGUUCAGCGUCGGAGCUCUCUGCUUGGUUCUCGGCUGGAAGAAACCCUCUACAGCGACCAGGAGCUGGCCUAUAUCCGGCAGGGAGAGGAAGCCAUGCAGAAGGCCCUGGGCAUCCUCAGCAAUCAGGAAGGCUGGAAGAAGGAGAGCCAGCAGGCAAAUGGGGACAAAGUACUCAGUAAGGUGGUCCCAGAUGUGGGCAAGGUAUUCCGUUUGGAGGUGGUGGUGGACCAGCCCAUGGAGAGGCUUUAUGAAGAGCUUGUGGAACGCAUGGAAACAAUGGGAGAGUGGAACCCGAAUGUCAAGGAGGUCAAGGUCCUGCAGAAGAUUGGAAAAGAUACAGUCAUCACCCAUGAGCUGGCUGCAGAAUCAGCAGGAAACCUGGUGGGGCCCCGGGACUUUGUGAGUGUGCGCUGUGCCAAGCGCCGAGGCUCCACCUGUGUGUUGGCUGGCAUGGCCACACAUUUCGGGGAGAUGCCUGAGCAGAAAGGUGUCAUCAGAGGUGAGCAUGGUCCCACGUGCAUGGUGCUCCAUCCACUGGCUCAAAGUCCCUCAAAGACCAAACUCACUUGGCUGCUCAGCAUUGACCUCAAGGGAUGGCUGCCAAAGACCAUCAUCAACCAGGUCUUAUCACAGACUCAGGUGGAUUUUGCCAACCACCUGCGCAAGCACCUGGAGUCCAGCCCUGCUCCUGAAGCCAGAUGUUAA